Myripristis murdjan (pinecone soldierfish) is the source of this 1620-nucleotide messenger RNA. RefSeq lists its product as uncharacterized. NCBI's taxonomy places the organism in Eukaryota, Metazoa, Chordata, Actinopteri, Holocentriformes, Holocentridae. Bases 454 to 1620 code for a protein of 388 amino acids. The transcript is spliced from 3 exons. The record is from RefSeq and is a predicted model, not a curated record.
UCUCACCACUGUCGCAGAAACAAUCUUGUCGAUGUCAGUUCCAUCUCUCCAAUCCACCCUACAAGUUCAACUCUCUUCUGUUUACUCAAUGUAAGGUCUCUCAGAAAUAAGUCUUUUAUCUGUCAGGAUUUUAUUCUAUCAAAUAACAUUGACUUUUUUAUCAUCACAGAGUCUUGGUUAUGUCCCGAUGAAUACGCCCCCCUCAUUGAAACCUGUCCCCCUGAUUAUCUAUUUUUCCAUCAGCCGAGACCAUCAGGUCGUGGGGGUGGUGUUGCCUGUAUUAACAAAAAUGCUUUUAAGUGUUCUCCAGUUUCAUUUGGCUGUUUUACCUCGUUUGAAAUUCUCAGUUUUAUCAUCAGAAACAAUUUGCCUUUUUUAUGUGUCUUAAUUUACAGACCACCGAAGCUAAUCUCAGGUUUUAUCCAGGAUUUUUCUGAGCUGCUAUCUGUCAUAAUGUUAAAAUAUGACAGGGUCCUGAUCCUUGGUGAUUUUAACAUCCAUGUGUGCUGUCCUUCUUCCUCUCCAUUUGCUGUUGAUUUUAUUAAACUUUUAGAUUCUUUUAAUCUCACCCAACAUGUCAAUUUCCCCAGCCACUCCAAGGGGCACACAUUAGACCUCGUCAUCUCCAGUGGUCUCAAUUUGGGUGAGAUAAAUCAAAUCGAUUUUCCUGUCUCCGACCACAAUGCUUUGCAGUUCCAGAUUCCAUUUCUCUUUCCUGACUCCAAGCCUACGUCUCUGUUCCACUCUCGCCCCCUUAACUUACAAUCUGCUCCAGUUUUCUGCCAAGCAUUUACGAAAUAUAGGGAAUCUGUUAAUAAUACAAGUCACACUGUUGACGAGCUUGUCAGUGUUUUUAACAGCUCUUGCACAUAUAUUUUAGACUCCAUAGCUCCGGUCAGACUCAGACGGUCCAGGGCCGCCUCUUUGCCCUGGAUAACUGAGGAGGUAAGGAACACAAAGAGACAAUGCAGGAGGGCUGAGAGGAAGUGGAAAAAAGACAGAAACUGCACUUCUCUUGCUACUUUGAAAGAUUUAAUGUUUUGCUAUCAGCUCAAAAUCAAAGAAGCAAGAAAUUGUUACUUUUCCAAUCUUAUUAGAACCCAUGAUCAUAAUCCCAGAAUCCUCUUCAAAACAGUCAACUCUAUUAUUGGUCCUCCUCCUAAUCAGCCAGUUGAACCCACCGCUGAAAAAUGUGAGCGAUUUCUUAAUCAUUUUAUUUCAAAAAUCAAUAACAUCCGCCAGAAUUUCCACUCCAUCUCUAGACAGCCUGACUCUGAUUCCUGUCCCCCUUCCACCUUAACACAAUUCAGCCAAAUUUCUCUGUCCACCCUGGAACCUUUUUUAUCCAAGAUUUUAGAAAAAACUGUGGCAUCCCAGUUAAUUUCUUUUAUGAAUGAAAAUCAGGUUUUUGAAAAAUUUCAAUCAGGGUUCCGUAGGCUUCACAGCACAGAGACCGCUCUGGUCAAGGUUGCUAAUGACCUCCUGCUGGCCGCUGACUCUGGUUUUUAUUCAGUCUUAAUUCUCCUCGACCUCAGCGCCGCCUUCGACACGGUCGACCACAGUGUCUUGAUCAAUCGUCUGAAGCACAGUGUCAGAGUCCUUCUCUGUCAGUCUCGGUGA